UUGGUAUGGCUUUGUAUCCCUUUUUCUUUCAUUAUUGCAAUAUAUUUGACUUCCAUAAAAUUGUAUAUAUAUAUAUAUAUGAAAGCACUUUUGAAGAGUCUUAAGACAUAGAAGAAACAAAGAAAUCAACAAGAGAAACGAUGGUGAAAACCUAUACUCACGAGUCUCUAAAAAUCAUUUAUUUGUUCGUGUUUGCAUUACUGAUUGUGAGAUUAAUUCCAUCAAAAGCUCAACCUCCAUAUUGUACUAUGGAAAGACGUGAUACUGAGUACUUUAAUUGCGUUGAUUCUCUCAAGUUGGGUACACCAUGGGUUCCUCCUUCCAAAGACUGCUGCGAAUAUAUACAAAUCGAUAAUAUGGCUUGCUUCUGCAAAGGCGCCAAUAGAUUAUUUUCAGCAGUUUUUGACCAAAAUAAGCUUUUCAAAAUCUCUCAUGCAUGCGGAGAUCUCUUAGUUCCGGGAUCAUAUUGCGGAAGUAAGUAUCACUAAAACUACACUUUCAAAUCUAAUCAUCUUCGUACUUAAUGAUUUUUUUUUGGUAUAUCAGUUUUCAAGGUUCCAGGUGGUGUGUGAGAAAAGAUGGAUGUGCAUGUCAUAUUUUGUUUCUUUUCUUUGUAUA
Messenger RNA from Brassica napus (rape), 618 nucleotides. RefSeq lists its product as uncharacterized. The record is from RefSeq and is a predicted model, not a curated record. Lineage: Eukaryota; Viridiplantae; Streptophyta; Magnoliopsida; Brassicales; Brassicaceae. The transcript has a single exon. The coding region runs from base 141 to 488 and encodes 115 amino acids.